UGCAGCACCGUAUUGACUAAAAUUGCGCCGAGGCCAACCUCAGUACUUGUCUCCAUCCAUCGGUGACCGUCCCGAUCCCCCUACUUAUUCACCAAAUUACCCUAUAUCUCACCCUAGCAUCCAAUCCAGCUACAACAACAAAAUGCACUUGAGCGAAAAUGAAGGCAUCGAAGGCAACACCUUCGUGGUCACCGGUGGUCUGGGCUUCGUCGGCUCUGCCCUUUGCUUGGAGCUCAUCCGCAGAGGUGCUCGCCAAGUUCGCUCCUUUGACCUCCGCCAUCAUUCCCCUUGGUCCCUCCAACUGACCAACCACGGCGUCCGCUGCCUCCAAGGCGAUCUUACCUCGAAGAAAGAUGUUGAAAAUGCUCUUCGUGGUGCCAAUUGCGUUUUUCACCUGGCUUCCUACGGCAUGUCAGGGAAAGAAAUGCUUCAGUUCUCUCGUGUUGACCAGGUGAAUAUCAAUGGAACCUGCCAUGUCUUGGAGGCUUGCCUUGAAUUUGGGAUCACUAGGCUUGUUUAUGUCAGCACAUAUAAUGUUGUGUUUGGUGGAAAGGAGAUUGUCAAUGGCAAUGAGGCCUUGCCCUAUUUCCCUAUUGAUGAUCACGUUGAUCCCUAUGGUCGAAGUAAAUCAAUUGCCGAGCAGUUGGUUCUUAAGUACAACGGCCGCCCUUUAAAGAAUAAUAUUGGAAAAUGUCUUUAUACCUGUGCUGUUCGUCCAGCUGCUAUAUAUGGGCCCGGUGAAGAGCGACACCUCCCUAGGAUAGUAUCUAUGGCAAAAUUAGGCUUGGUGCCAUUCAAAAUAGGUAAUGCUAAUGUGAAAACAGACUGGGUUUAUGUGGAUAACCUGCUACUCGCUCUACUAUUGGCAAGCAUGAGACUUUUAGAUGACAUUCCUGGAAAAGAAGGGCGUCCAGUUGCAGCUGGCCAGCCAUACUUCAUAUCUGAUGGGUCUCCAAUCAACACUUUUGAAUUCAUCCAACCACUUCUAAAAAGUUUAGAUUAUGACUUGCCACAGUCCUGGCUCGCUGUUUCGCAUGCUCUUUAUCUAGCUAAGAUUUUCUGGGCUGUAUACUCAAUGUUAUAUCCUUUAUUGAAUCGGUGGUGGCUUCCUCAGCCCUUCAUUCUUCCUGCUGAAGUAUAUAAGGUUGGUCUUACCCAUUACUUCUCAUACCUUAAAGCACAGCAAGAGCUUGGAUAUGUUCCAAUGGUGAGUCCUCGGGAAGGCAUGGCAGCAACUAUAUCAUAUUGGCAGGAUAGGAAAAACAAAAGUUUGGACGGACCUACAAUAUAUGUAUGGGGAAUUAUUUUUAUUGGAAUGAUUUCACUUUUUGCUAGUGGUUGGUUCCCACCCAUAGGACCAGUGCCACUCCUUAGAUCAAUUGGACUUAUGUUAUUUCGGUCAAUGUUUGGAAUACGGCUAGCAUUUUACUUAGCUACUGCAGCACAUAUCGGAGAAGGCAUGUACGCGUGGCGGUUGGCAAAAAGAGUGGAUCCUGAUAAUGCAACAGGAUGGUUCUGGCAGACUUUUGCACUUGGGUUUCCCUCUUUGAGGCUAUUGUUGAAGAGAGCCAAAAAAGUUGCGUGAGCAUUGCAUUCGUGUUGGUGUACUUUAAUUCACUUCACUGUAGAAUGGUUUGUUAAUGGCCACAAACGGGAAAAAAUAAACAUUCAACUUUGUGAAA
Molecule: messenger RNA, 1682 nt
Organism: Gossypium raimondii (Peruvian cotton)
Lineage: Eukaryota; Viridiplantae; Streptophyta; Magnoliopsida; Malvales; Malvaceae
Exons: 5
Coding region: 143-1585 (480 amino acids)
Biological process (GO): steroid biosynthetic process
Molecular function (GO): 3-beta-hydroxy-Delta5-steroid dehydrogenase (NAD+) activity
Source: RefSeq, a predicted model, not a curated record